Molecule: messenger RNA, 5181 nt
Organism: Xyrichtys novacula (pearly razorfish)
Lineage: Eukaryota; Metazoa; Chordata; Actinopteri; Labriformes; Labridae
Source: the annotation of a GenBank genome assembly
CAAAAAUAUAAGUACAUUGCUACAUUAUGUGUGUAUGUUUGUGUAUGUGAAGGGGUGGGAUUAGAGUUUGGGUAGCGGGUGGAGCUCUAAUUUGAUUAUAAAUGAGCUUGCCUUGUGGACCAUAAUAAUUGAAGUACAGACGCGGCACAUUUUUGAGCUGGUACAGAUCUCCUACGAUACCAGAAAAACUAUAAAGCACAUCACUGGUUUAUACUGUUGGAUCAUAUCUGGCAACAGGUAAGACUUUCAUGUUCCUUAGAUUAUUUUUGAAUAUAUUGUUUUGUGAUAAAAAUACAUUUAAGCUUAUUAUGUAAUAAAUUGUUUUUAUUUUCUUCACCCUAGCAGUCAUAUCCUUGUAAACUGUGCAGGGUAUUUUGUAGGUGAAAGAUCAUUUUUCCAUUUGGUACUUAGAUCCAGAGACCCUCCACAUCUUUCUAUUGUUACAACUCAGAGAUUCAUAAACAGUAUAUUGAAUUGUUUUCAUGCCUGGUGACAAAUAUAAAAUUUUGGAAUGAAGUUAACUGGACCUGUCCAAAUUUGACUUAUUUGGAAGGAAUUUUAAUUUGAGUAACCAGUCAAACGUACUACCUAGUGACAGCUAAAUCACUAAGUUUCAUUUUCUUUUUAAACCAUCAAGAAAAUGAUGGAGAAACUAUCAACACUCUCUUACAAACCAUCUUAAUACAUCAUCAUUCUCUCACCCUUAAGUAAUAAUUUAGCUGAUAUUAGUCGAUGCAUAUUAAAUGUUAAGCCAAUGAGUUUAGUUAAUAGAUACCCUAAUGUUUAAUUCACUAUUGAUUUUUUUAUUUUAAAGGUGAUUUAUUCAUUCAACCAUAUCCCACCAAAGGAUCUGACAUAAAGUUCAUUUCUUAGCCCCUGACUGUCUGUGAGUGAAGCAGUUUAACAGGCUGAAGUUAUGCAUUACCUUAACAGGUGUUUUGUGUUAUUAUCACGUCAUCUUUGAAAACUGUGGCGUGCUGCCCCACAUAGAUUACUGGUACAUAAUGUAGCAUGUAUUUCAUAGAUUUCAUAUUUCAGAUAUUUUAUAGAUGCUACAUAACAUAGCAACCAUCCUUGCAACAGUGGCUUUAUCUUGCUGUAAGGAUAUGCACACACUGCCUAUUUGAUUUAAAUAAGGGCAAUGACUAUAGCUUAUCUUACUUUUUAUAUUUAAAUAAUUCAUCUGAAGACGUAUUGUAUCUUCAUUCUUUACAUAUAUUGUAUUUUUAUUUAUUAUUCUAAUUCUUACUUAUUUGAUCAUUCUGAGAUUUGUUUUUCUUUUCAUCCUGAUAUGGCUGGAAUUUUAAUUUACUUAAAGGGAACUUUCCCAAAAGGAUCAAUAAAGUCUGUCUAACUUAUCUAAUCGCAUCUAAAGGGCAUUAGUGCAAUGUUUAACGGUGUGGAUGGUUAAAAGGAUGACAAACAUUUUCAUUUAAAGUCAUUGUGUGAAUAAAUAAGAAUGAACAGAGGUUUUAAACAUGUAUUAAAUCCUUCAUUAGUGCAUCAACUGCCUAUCUAUGGCCUUCCAAUAGGAAUUUUUCACAUGAAGUUAGUUAUUGUGCUUCAUACAAUGUCUGUCAUUUGAAAGAGCAGUGAUAUAAACAUAUUUUUGUGUACUGCUGUGAAGUGCACGUAUAUUUAAGAAGUUUCUGGUCUCUGUUUACAGGGGUAGAGUGGUGUUCACUUAGCUCUGAGGUCCGCUGUAGAAAAGCUUCAAGACCUGACGCUUGGAUAAUUACAUUGUGUGAGAGAAGAAACAUCUGAAAGCUUAGGUAGUUAGUGAAAACCUUCCAAGAGGACAUUGCAGUUGGAUAUGACACAGACUAAUAUCCCUAUAUGACCCACAAAGCAAAUGAGACCAUCAGGAAGAAAACUGAUCAUUGCCAAUUGUUAUGCCUAUCUCUGAUGUCGCACAGGAUUUACAGAAUUCAGACAGAAAGUGUUUUUACAACGCAAAGAAAGGUGCAAAAAUGAGUAAAACGUUUUAUCUAUUUUUUUAUUUGGACUGUUUUCAAGUGUUGUUGAAAGAAAUAGUACACAAUGGUAAAAUGCCUCUGUCCAAAUUGUUGAAAAGUGAGUAAAAUUUAAAAUAAGCACAGAUUUUUCAUAAAACAAUAGCAUAUGUUCUUUUCACAAUUUUUAAUCAAAUGUAGGUUUCAAUGACUUGCAAACCAUUCAUUUUGUUUUCUUAACAGAUAAAGUAUGUGACAGUUGAUCUAAAACGAUCCCAAUUCUUGCGAAACCUGAGGAGUAUAAAGACUAUGAGUAAGAUGUUUUGCUAUGUCACUCUGCUCGGCAAUUAGGUUUUGAGACAGACAGUUGGACAUAAAACCAAACAACAAAGAAACUUGAGUGACAAAGAAUGAUGGUUUCUAUCUGAAACUGAAAGAACAAUUUAGCCAGUUUAACCGGUUUAGCAAGGGCGUGUCUGAGGAACUUCAGGGCUCUUUGGAGAUUUUAUCUACAUUGGUGCUCCUUUUGACAUAAUUUAAAAUAUUUGCACUGGGAAUGAGGGUUUCUGCAGGGUGCUGUCCGACACCUAUCUUGCUGCAGCAGUUAGAAGCACUAAAAUAACUCUGACGUAAUAAAUCUCCUUAUUAUUCAUUUAAGUCUGUCUCAUACCAGCCAAAAUCUCCUCACUGGAUUUAGAUCUCAUUUAUGUUUCAGGGUUAUGAAGAGCUGCAGCACUCUUGCUUCAAUGCUCGCCUUAGUCAUCCUUAUCUCCCUUCCUGCGGUGGUAUUAUGUAAGGAAGUGAACUACAAAUCAACAAAAGAGGUGAGGAUCAUACAAGUUUCACAUUUUUAAAAUAGCUUUAUUGUAGCAUGCUGAAAUGCACAAGCCAACAAGUGAUUGAUUGUUUUUCAGGGAAGAGCAGGGUGCUGCGUGGGCGAGGACGCGAAGAGGUUUGAUGACAUUGACUAUGACAGCUUUGUGAGUCUAAUGGGACGGAGAAGUGCGGCUCAACCAAACAGUGAGUUAUUUAAUGCCAAAACAUCGUUUUUCUACAUCACUUUUACUUACAGAGAUUUUCUCUCCAUCUCAUCCUUGACUAUUUUGCAGGUCACAAAAACACUGGGAUGAUGAGAAAAAGUAAGGAUCGACGUUGAUUCAUAAACUCCCAUACAGUGCGGCUGGCCAUGUUUUUGGUCUGUUUAUAUCUCCAUCUGAUUCGUUUUUGCUCAAAUGAUCAGAAAUAACACAAAGAAGUGCUCUUGAAUUUGGCCUCUGUUGACCUAUAUGUUAAUUUAGCAACUUCACAUGUUUUAAAGGAUAAGAUGAUGGAAUAAAAUGAGGUCAAAGCUCAAAAUUAAGUCAUUUUUCUUGUGACAUCAAAAAAAGCCCUUUUGUGGCCAUUAUUCUCAUCCUAUUGGGGUGACUGUAAUCAUCCAAACACAACUGAGGGUAACACUUUCAAAAUUAGCACUGACACAUUCUGGCACUUAUGGCUAAACUAAUAAGAUUUUAGAGGUCAUAAGUCAGAUAAUAGCAGUGGAAGUUUAAUAAUAAAGGUCAGUCACAUGCCCCAAACAGAGAACUUGUAAUUGGCCUUUACGAUUUCUCUGAAAACAGAUGUGAUGCAAAGUCCCUGUUGUAUUUAGGUCCACUUGUACUGGUGUGAUGUGCUCUGGGUUAUGUUUUAGUUCAAAUAUUUUCACAACACAAGAUCCUGUCCCCAACCCCUGACACACACAAUGUCAACAGUCUUUCACUGUUUUACUGCAGCACAGUUACUCUGACAGCAGAAAACUAAGUCGUUGCCUUAAGCAUACAACCUCAUAGUGUGUAUUGACCUCACCUACAGCUUUAUGGCAUGUGACGUUGUGUUCAUCUCGUACAGGACCCUUUCUGCAGGAUCACGUCCUCGCUGAUCUGUUCGGCCAGAAAAAAAGUGAGUGACUUCAGCCAAUCUAAGAGAUUCAUCAAGAAAAUGAUGAAACACUACAUUUAUUCUUGAUUGUGAUGUAUUGUGUACUUAUCACGUAAUGAAGUAUGGACAUAAAACUUUGUUCUCAAUCAUUACAAGGAAUAAAGUCUUCCAGCAUUUUUUAACCUAUGACAUAUUCCCGUUUGGACAGGUUUUUACGUGCAAAAUAAUAAAGAUGACAAAGCUUGUUGAUGAAUUACCGCUAAAUUCCAAACAUUCAUUGAUUUCACAUUUUAGAAUCAAACAUUUAAAACAUCAGCGGAGAGCUUACUGUUUGGGUGGUUUCCAUGUCCGCUCUGGAGAAAGUGGUACCUCUUACCACUGAUCUUGUCUGAUACAAGGGUAGGUUAUGAUUUCUGACAAAAAGUCUUUAACACUGAAAUAAAUUGCUUGUUUCAAAUUACAUACUGAAUCUGUAAAAUCAGAGGAAUCUGUCAGCCUGUAGUAUGAGAAUUAAAAAUCCAGAUUAACCAAAGAGUCAAUAAUCAAUAGAGAGUCCUUGAAUAAAGCAUUUAUAUCUGUGUAUUAACUCUGUAACCACUGCUCCACUGAGCUCAUACAAGCUGAUAGUAAGUUAUGGAUGUACUGUACUCCAGGGUAUGAUGCAAAAUUAAAGAUUUAAAGGAGGAUUACAUAUACUGUAAAUGAAAGACAUGGGUAGCAGGAGAAAGAGGAUAGGCUUACUCUUACUCAUACCAUAAAAAAAUAAAAGAAAAAAAGUGAUAGUAGCUAUCAUCUGACAAAGACAGAUUCUCUUUACUUAUGUGAUGCAUGAAUAGGCAAACUUCCUCAAAUACUAACUGUAACAGUCUUUCAUCAUAUAGAGGAGUGUACAUACACAUAAACCAUGAAUAUUGAGUAACUGAGUAGCAGUUUUCUCUGUGUGGAACAGGAACAGGAACAGGAGUCCUGUUCCCAUGUCCUGAGGAAUACAAACGAAAAGCCGAUUUAUCAACCAUGGGAGGCAGAGGUAAGAAACACUGUCAACACUAACUCAUCCAUCAAUGUAGAUCUUUGCUGCUUCAUCCCUCAUGAUAUGCUGUCCUUUUUCUCUCUGCUCAGAUUUCAACACAUUUUGUAAAGAUGCCACCAGACCUGCUCGACCUCAACACAGGCUGUAAAAUCUCCAUCUGUGCAUCUCUUGUUAAUUCCUCACAGCGAUCGUAUCAACUGGAAAAUGUGACAAAUUUGAAGAAAAAGCAAUUGACCAUUUUUGUACUACUAUUGAGGAAUUAUCUGGCAAUGCAAGAUCAUG